Puntigrus tetrazona (Sumatra barb) is the source of this 1534-nucleotide messenger RNA. RefSeq lists its product as uncharacterized. Gene Ontology annotation, molecular function: zinc ion binding. The record is from RefSeq and is a predicted model, not a curated record. The coding region runs from base 70 to 498 and encodes 142 amino acids. NCBI's taxonomy places the organism in Eukaryota, Metazoa, Chordata, Actinopteri, Cypriniformes, Cyprinidae. The transcript has 5 exons.
ACAUCCAGACUCUGCUGUGCGUUCAGAGGAGAAGCUACGCAAUCGCAUAGGGACCAACAGGUGUUGAAAAUGGAGAAAGACUACAGACCCCCUCCUUAUUCUGCACAGAGGGACCAGGCAGGCAUAAACUACCCUGGACAGCAGGCGGUGUAUCCACCUCAAGCAGGUCCUCAAGCUGCACCUUAUCAACCACCUCCAUAUGGGUUUGGGGAUCCAGCCAUCACUGUCCAGCCCACCAUCGUCCCUAUAGUUGCGCAGAUGGCGGUCGUGAAUCUCACUGAUAUACCGGGCCGCAUUACCUGUCCUCACUGCAUGACAGACAUCCUCACGGAAACAGAGCAUAUCAACGGAUUGCUCACCUGGUUAAUCUGCGGAGGCCUUGCGAUCUUUGCGUGCUGGCUCUGUUGUUGCAUCCCGUUCUGCGUGGACUCGUGCAAGGACGUGAAACACACCUGUCCUACCUGCAAGUCCAUCAUCCACAUUUACAAACGCAUGUAGCACAUGCUGCGCCAGAGAACAUGAAGACCCACCGAAAUAAGGAGAACUUUAAGGAAGCUGCCCAGAAAUCACUUUUUGCCUGAAGUAUUACAAAUUCAUAAAAUUCAAAGCGAUUCAAUUAAGAGCCAUUGACGAUAUUCUAAAGUCUAUUUAGUUACCUUUUAUUGUGAUUUCUCUAUACAUUUGUACACUUUAUGAGCAUAUAUAUAUAUGGAUAGUUGUUGCUCUGCACGUCUGUGUUGAAAUUUGUAAAGGCGUUCCAAGUGUGUUCACAAGUCUAUUGGUGAAGGGUACAGCAGAACCUGAUUUUGCUAAACGAGACAUGUUCCUGGAUUAACAUGUUUGUUGACCCUGGAUCAACAUUUUGAUUAGCCAAUCAGAUUUGAAGAACCUCUCUCUAGCUAAGUUUAGGCUUACAGUCUAGUGCUUGUACUAUAGACUGUAAAAAAGAUGCGUCUCCGCUUCCUUUUACUGUAGGAAAUUAAAGCCAGAUCCCAGUAUGGCCGCUGACAUCUUGAGUAAAUGACGUCAUUUGGAGCCAGAGUCUGCGCAGUAGAAAUUAGUUUGUAUUUUCAGGAGGUGGAGCCACGUCAAAAAUUGUACUGGAAGUGUAAUAAUUAUUAGUUUUUUUUAUUAUUCAAGUCCCAUUCGUUUACAUGGAGAGGGCGGGGUUUAUGACCUGUACUGCAGCCAAGUCUGAUUUUAGGCUUAACUUGUGGGUGAGGUUAGGUUUAGGUUUAGAGAUAUGAUCAAGACAAAAAUUUUGUAUAAAAAUGUGGUUCCAAGAACUCAAAAUCAGGACGUGUGAAGGGCACAUGCAAUGCUCACUUUAAGGAAAUCAUCUUAACUGUUAUAUGGUCACACUGGCGUAUGAUGAUGUUCAAUAGGCAAAUAAAUAAUAAAUAGGCUAUUUCUUAACCUUCACGAUCUAAACUUUUCUCAAAAUAUAUAGUUCUUUACGGUUUUGAUUAAGAGCUUUCCAUUUCACUAAAAUGUUCUUUAUAUUAUUUACGAACUUUAACAAAAACAUUAAAAG